AUGUCGACUUCUGCCUCUCGAAAACGUAAAGGGACCUCGGCUUCUGAUCAGCAAAGUGACAGGAAAAGACUACAAAACCGGAUCUCCCAGCAAUGCUUCCGUGAAAAACAAGCUACUUACAUCAAGCACCUAGAGCAGUUUGUGAACAAUGUGGAGGGAUCCGAUGGAUUUGAAUUCAGUGAUGCAUCAAAAAAUCUGCAGCUGAUUCGUGAGAAUCACAAUCUGCGUGAGUCGCUCCUCGGUAUGCGAAAGAAACUUCUGAGUUUCGGCGCUCAAGCGACAUCCAUGGCCAAUUUGUCGGACGGAGUUUUGGACCCAGCUCAGAAUGUAAAUCAUUCACCGACAUACCUGAAUGAUGAUGAACCCAUAACAAACAUUGUGCAUCGACUUGAACCUACCAAUAUCCAUACGGAAAGAGACAACUCUGUUGUAGCAACCAAUCUAAGUCGACUUCAGCAGGAUGGUCACCGGCUUGAUUCACCACGAAAUGAAGAGAGCAUAGCGGGAAAUCUCAACGGCCACCUGGACCCACCCAGUGAUACCCCUAUCGUACUUGAAUUUGAGGCUGCUAAGCCGUUGUCGACCGAUACAGAUCUCUCAACUUUCUUUGCAGGGGGACUAGUUAAUUUCAGUCCGUUGAAAGGGCUCUUAAUCCAAAAACCCCCAAAUGCCUCUACCAAAUCACCGCUGCUGAUACUGGAAUCUAAAAUACAAAAUGCCGUUCAACAGUUCAGCCUCCAAUCACUUCAUAAUACUAUUAGCAUACUUCCUUUCGUCGGUGAUCUAUCCACAACUGAGAUUCAACAGAUCGAUAACCAAACGCUCAUCGAUAUUGUGCAUCUGGUCGCUCAAGCUAUGUUUCAAGGGAGCCGCGUUGGAGGAUACACCCUAGUGUUGUGCCCAAUUGAUAUCGCCGAAAGGGUGCUUGUUUGGCGAAGUAAUCCCACCAGCGAGAAUCGUAACAGGAUCGAACCGCCCUUUCGGCCCACGGUACUUCAACAACGGUUUCCAGAUCACCACCCCGCAAUUGAUUUGCUCUAUUGGAAUGAGCUACGCGAUCAGCUUAUCCUUUGCCAUGAGGAGAUUGACUUUGGCUCGACUGUCUAUCGCUGGCAGCUUUCCUCGGUCAUCGAGUUCCCUGAGCAGGGAGUUGCGGUUUCGUCGUUGGAGCUCUUUAGCUACCUGGCCAAUCCUGCACAAUACAAUCUAAAUGGAGUAGUUGAAGAGGAUGUCAUAUCCAUUCCCAUUGUUGAUGUCACAGCGCGAGAUAUAACAGCCCAAAUGAAGGAGUUGGCUGCCUCUUACGGACUAGAUCGAUUUGAGGAACGAAAACUUCCGGCAUGGAUGGCCCAUGAAUAUCCCUUUCUUGAUAUGACUAACAUACCUGUCUUUCAAUACUGGUUACAGGCAGUUUCGCAUCAGCCUUGA
Penicillium odoratum is the source of this 1428-nucleotide messenger RNA. RefSeq names its product bZIP transcription factor. Gene Ontology annotation, molecular function: DNA-binding transcription factor activity. Gene Ontology annotation, biological process: regulation of DNA-templated transcription. The coding region runs from base 1 to 1428 and encodes 475 amino acids. The record is from RefSeq and is a predicted model, not a curated record. Lineage: Eukaryota; Fungi; Ascomycota; Eurotiomycetes; Eurotiales; Aspergillaceae. The transcript has 4 exons.